UUUCCAAGUGCGGGUGGGUGAUCCUGGGAAUGCCGUUCACGCGCCACAUGUGGGUGUAACUUGCCUGCCUCUGAAACUUCCUGUUGCAGCCCAGUGGCCAAAGUGGUGAAUCACCCGGCUGCUGGGCCCCUCCCCUCUUAAAAACACACAAAGCCAGGGUUUGGCGUGGGACAGCCUGGCCUUAGGAAGCCAGCCACCCCUCUGAGCAAAGCCGCUAGGACCUCGGCCCCAGCAAAGCUGGCUUGGACCUCAAUCCCUACCGCCAGGACUCUGCAAGUGGAGAGUGGAAUAUAGCUUCAUUGGAGUGCUGGGUCCCAUCUGUGGUGGCAGUCUGACUGCUUCGGGGAGGUUUAACCCCAGCCUCUCCAGGAGAUGGCUGCCAUACGGAAGAAACUGGUUAUCGUGGGAGAUGGCGCCUGUGGCAAGACCUGCCUCCUCAUCGUCUUCAGCAAGGAUCAGUUCCCAGAGGUCUACGUCCCCACCGUCUUCGAGAACUACGUGGCCGACAUCGAGGUGGACAGCAAACAGGUGGAGCUUGCGCUGUGGGACACAGCUGGCCAGGAGGACUACGACCGCCUGAGACCCCUGUCCUACCCUGACACGGACGUCAUCCUCAUGUGCUUCUCCAUCGACAGCCCUGACAGCUUGGAAAACAUCCCGGAGAAGUGGACCCCGGAGGUGAAGCAUUUCUGUCCCAACGUGCCCAUCAUCCUGGUGGGCAACAAGAAGGACCUGCGCAAUGAUGAGCACACGCGCCGGGAGCUGGCCAAGAUGAAGCAGGAGCCGGUGAAGCCGGAGGAGGGCCGGGACAUGGCCAACCGGAUCAGCGCCUUCGGGUACCUCGAGUGUUCGGCCAAGACAAAGGACGGGGUGCGCGAGGUCUUUGAGAUGGCCACACGGGCUGCCCUGCAGGCCAAGCGCGGGCGCAAGAAGACCUCCUGCCAGCUGCUGUAACUCCCCCUGCUCCCACCAGGCCCUCCCUCUGACCCCUCCCACUUGGGGGGCAGGGGCUCAGGGCCCCUCAUCACAGCCCCACGGCUCCCCGGGCAGAGCUGCCCAUCUCCUCUGGCUGCUGGAGCCUCCCACAGCUGUUUGGGGGGGGUUCGUGGCACAGCCCCCUCAAUCCCACCCCUGGGGGGGCUCCCAGCCUCUCUCCUGGAAUGGUUUGGGAGGGGGGGCUGCCCCAUGGCAGCUCCACUGCCUCCUGGCAGCUCUGCCCCAGCCCUUCCAGUCCCCCACUCAAUUGGAGCCUGAAAUCACAGGGCUGCCCUGCCCCUUGUGACCCACAGCUCCCUGCUGGGGGGCUCAGUGCUGCAGGUGUCAGCCCUCUACUGUGCCUCCCAUUGGCCAUGGGAGGGCUGGAUCACAGCAUGGUGCCCCUUGCUGGGCUUUGCCCCCAGGGUGGGGGAGUGGGCGCUGCCCCCUGCUGUACAGAUUUCUUCCUCCUAUUUAUCUCUUGCCAAGCGGGGGGCCCCCCCAGAGAACUCUAUAUUUUUAUGCAGAGGCGCUGCGGGCCGCUUUGCCCGUGGAGGGCACCUGGCUCCCCCCACCCCCCUCGGGUCCCGGGCCCUCCGCACUAGCAAGUGCCACGGGCGGGGCGCUGUAGGCGCCCGUCCGCUCUGUACUCCCGGGGACGGUGGUUGUUAUUUUCAACUGUACUUGAAAGACAGACAGCUCUGUAAUAAAUUUGUAGCAAUGUUUAGUA
This is a messenger RNA of Chelonia mydas (Green sea turtle), 1705 nucleotides long. RefSeq names its product transforming protein RhoA. Lineage: Eukaryota; Metazoa; Chordata; Testudines; Cheloniidae. Gene Ontology annotation, molecular function: GTPase activity; GTP binding. Gene Ontology annotation, cellular component: cleavage furrow; dendritic spine. Bases 373 to 954 code for a protein of 193 amino acids. Gene Ontology annotation, biological process: stress fiber assembly; cell migration; small GTPase-mediated signal transduction. The transcript is spliced from 5 exons. The record is from RefSeq and is a predicted model, not a curated record.